GGUACUGGCGUGUGACGUCACCCCAAACCAGGAAGUACUUUCUCUAGCAUCGGCGAUGAGACCUGUCCUGAACAUAAAUGGCAAAAUAAUGGUUGAGUUUUACACAUCUUAACACACCGCCCUUACAAAGUCACUGUAAGUAGUCUUCCAAUCUUUUUAAACAAAUUAAGCUAGUCAACGCUCGUAUCCGGCAGAUAGCACCGUGGCAUGUGGAGCAGCUAAAUUGCACAACAGGGUGUUGACUUUCUAACAUGGGUUGGGGUUCGUCUUAGUGGGCUUUUUUGGUGUAACUGCACAGUAAAGCACUAUUCCGAGGCUCCGUGUGUGUGUGUAAGAUGCGUAAAUGUGUCGCCUGGAGGCAUUUUGGCAAUCAACUAGGCAUUUGCAUUGUUCCGUUACUGAAAAGCUCGUCGGUAUGCAACCUGGUGAGUUUUUCCACGUACAUUAUGUUGUACGGUCAAACCAAACAGUAGGUAAGUCUAAGAUUAAUUUAGUUUUUUCUGCUGCUUGCUUGACCGAAAAGAUAUUCCCUAAAAAAGCUAUACCAAGUAACCCACUGCAGUACGGUACUGGACUUUAAAAAGUUCCGUAUUAAUCCAUAUGGUUAUUAAUGUGGCGUAAACUGCACCAUAUUGUGUCGACAUUACUUUUAUUUUUAAGAUUUACUUUUAUUUUUUUAAUGAACGUCUCUUUGACAAUCGACAGUACGAAAGUAGUUAAGGGGGUUGUAAGUCACAUGACCAAAAAGCAGCGGCGUAUUCAUUUGGGGGGUGCCAAGGCACAUCCAGUCAUUGGGUCCCUCCACUACGACAGAGUAUUAGGGCCACAUUGACAAAAAAAUAAAAAUAAAUCGGAGAUUUCGAGAAUAAGGUCGUAAACUUCAGCGAAUAAACUCUGAAAUUUACGAGAAAAAGUCAUAUUACCUGUUACAGCAGAGUAUUAAAAUGAUCAGAGAUUUCGAGAAUAAGGUGGUAAAUUUCUGCGAAUAAACUCUGAAAUUUAUGAGAAAAAAGUCAUAAUAUUAAAGUCGUAACUUAACGAGAAAAAACUGGUAACUUGAUGUUACAGGCGUUGGGGGGACUUAUGUGACCUUUGGCCUUGGGCAUGUGGAGAGGGUGGGGUAAGGAAGGCGUAAGUGAGAAGGGCUAGCUAGACAUGCUAAUCUGUUUGCAUUCAACUGCUCAAAGUCCUUAAAAUCCCCCUGGGAGAUUAUUAUUACCUAAGAAGUGAAUCAUCUCAAUGCCAUCCAUCCAUCUUUUACCGCUUAUCUGAUGUCAGGUCACAAGGGCAGCAGCCUAAGCAGGGAAGCCCAGACUUCCCUCUCCCCAGCUACUUUGUCCAGCUCCCCCCGGCAGAUCCCGAGGUGUUCUCAGGCCAGUUGAGGUCCUGAGUUCCUGGGUCUUCCUCGAGGCCUUCUACUGGUUGGACGUGCCCUGAACACCUCCCCAGGGGGGGCGUCCGGGAGGCGGUUCUACUCCGAGUUUCUCCCGGAUGACAGUGCUUCUCACCUUAUCUCUAAGCCCAGCCCCCUUACUGAGAAAACUCAUUUUGGCCGCUUGUAACCACCAUCUUGUUCUUUCGGUCACUACCCAAAGCUCAUGACCAUAGGUGAGGGUAGGAACGUAGAUCGACCGGUAAAUUGAGAGCUUUGACUUUGGGCUCAGCUCCCUCUUCACCACAACAGACCCAUGUAGAGUCUGCAUCACUGCAGACGCCGCACCAAUCCGCCUGUCCAUCUCGCGUUCCAUCCUUCUCUCACUACUUCAACACAUGGGGCAGGAUCUCAUCCCCGACCCAGAGAUGGCACUCCACCCUUUUCCGGACGAGAACCAUGGACCCAUCCGCUUCCCACUCGGCUGUAAAGCGAUCCAGUGAGAGUUGCAGAUCACAGAUAUUGGACAUUGAAAUUUUGUGUUAACCAUUUUUCAUUGACCGGUGAAUUUAGCGACGGUGCCUAAUGGUAUGUACUAACUACAUCAGCACGAGCUGACGAACAGCCGCCAUAUGAUCUUCCGAUCCCGGGGACGAACUGCCAAACUGUCUGGCUGGAUGUGGAAUGUCUGCUGAAUACCCAACUUGAAACCAACUUCAGCUCGCAGUGCAACAAUGUCUCCUGAUGAGCUGGUGUACUUGGGAAUCCUAGCAGCCUCCAUCCCUGUUGGAUUCCUAUUCCGUUGCUUCAGUCCUCCAGUAAAGCAAGGGGCAGCGCUGCUUAUGGGUCUGUCCAUUACCAUCGCCACUUGCCAUGUACACACACUCCACUCUCUGGUGACGGUGACUGGAACAUGGAUUAUUAUCAAAAGCAGCUGGAGGCUCGCCCCUGGAUUGAGUCUCUUCUGGACCUUCCUCUACCUCCUCUUCUUCCGGCUGGUCACAUGGUUUGGUCUCCCGCCACCAACACCGUUUGCCAACGCCGUCCAGCUCCUUCUCACCCUAAAGAUGGUGAGCCUGGCCAACGAGGUGCACGCUUUCCACACAGAGAAGAAAAAGGAAGUGAGCUCCUUCGCAAGGACCUCUGUGAUUGGUUGUCUGUCCAGAGAGCCCUCGCUGUAUGACAUACUGUCCUACAGCUACUGUUAUGUUGGUAUCAUGACAGGUCCGUUCUUUCGCUUCCAAACGUACUCUGACUGGCUGCGGCAGCCGAGUCCGCUGGCCUUACCCGGCUGGAUGCCAUGCCUGCAGCGGCUAAAGCUGGUGCCCGUCUUUGGCGCUCUCUUUCUGGCUGUCAACUCCUUCUUCCCUCUGGCUUACGUGCGCACUGACGACUUCCUGGAUCACAGCGUCUUCUUCAGAUUUUUCUACAUGAUAGCGGUGUUCUUCGUGUUCAGGAUGCGUUUCUACGCAGCGUGGUGUGGCGCCGAGGCCGGCUGUAUCAGUGCAGGUCUCGGCUGCUAUCCAGAACGGGCUCAAUGCAAACCUGGCGGGGGGCCCACCCUCAGCUACAGCGCCGAUCCGUCUGCUGAGGAGCGAUACGACUUUAAAACUAUCCAGAACAUCGACUGCUACAACACGGACUUCUGUGUGAAGGUGCGACACGGCAUGCGUUACUGGAACAUGACGGUGCAGUGGUGGCUGCAUCACUACAUCUACCCCAACGCCCCCUUCAGGUCCUACACGCUCAGGGCCGGGUGGACCAUGUUCAUCAGCGCCUACUGGCACGGACUCCACGCCGGAUACUACCUCUCCUUCCUCACCAUCCCACUGUGCAUUGCCGCAGAGUCGGCCAUGGAAGGGUCCGUCCGAGCCCGGCUGGGCCCUCAUGGUCAGACCGUCUUCGACUGGGUCCACUGGUUCCUGAAGAUGCGAGCCUACGACUACAUGUGCAUGGGCUUCGUGCUGCUCAAGGCCUCCGACACCAUCAACUACUGGUCGUCCAUCUACUUUGCGGUGCACGUGGUGGCUGUGGGAUGCAUCGUAUUGGGCAGGGCGCUGAAGGGAGGCAGGAAAAGAGACAAAGGGGAGAAGAGGGAGGUAGAUCAAACUACAAAUGGAGAUAAAACGGACUGAAUGCAGCUGAUUGGAGGUCUUUCUUUCCCACAGGUCCAAUAAUGUGUCAUUUGAAUGUGAAAAUCUGACAUGUUUGUUGUUCUUGUUUUUAAUAGUAGUCCUAUGACAUGCAGAUCAAUCCUUAAAAACUAUUGUGGCUUUUUUUUUUAAUUAUUUUUGUGACACUCCCUGUUUAUGUUGCAAGCUGUAUGUCGUCCAGCCAAUAAUUGUUCAUUUUUUACCCUUUUACAUGUUUUUAUACACAGCAUUUGUCUUGACAACACUUUAUUUUUUUAAAUGUUUGUCUUAUUUUCUGUUAUGUCUACUAUAUUGGGAAGAGGAGUCUAAAGGCGACUAUAGGGGUGUUAUUACAUGUAUAGAAGGCUCUAAUGAUGUUAAAAAGCAUAUUUAGAAGGUAGUAAACAAGUUUUCUAUGUCUUAUUUUAUCUUAUUAUGUCUACUAUAUUGGGAAGAGGAGUGUAAAGGCGACUAUAGGGGUGUUAUUACAUGUAUAGAAGGCUCUAAUGAUGUUAAAAAGUAUAUUUAGAAGGUGGUAAACAGGUUUUCGAUGUCUUAUUUUGUCUUAUGUCUACUAUAUUGGGUAAUAUGAGCGUAAAUGUGACUAUUGGGGUGUUUUUCCAUGUCUGGAGGGCUCUAAUGUUAAAAAGUAUAUUUAGAAGAUGGUAAACAGGUUUUCUAUGUCUUAUUUUCUCUUAUGUCUACUAUAUUGGGUAAUAGGAGUGUAAAGAUGACUAUCGGGGUGUUUUUUCAUGUCGAGAGGGCUCUAAUAAUGUUAAAAAUGUUCAAUUUCAACCCUACUCACAGAAAUUCACUUAGCACGGUUGGGUGUGGAGCCAAUUCACCGCGAUGAGGGACAACUUUACACAGCAUUUGUUUAGCUUUUGCUUAGCUGCAGCUUGACAACACAAACACACUUGUGAAUGUGUGACAAAUGUCUCCCCCCCCCUUAAACCAGUGUAAUUUGUUGUAUAGCGCAUUUCCCCUAUACAUGUGGUGCUUUGCGAUUGUUUAUGUUUAUAUGAUACUGGUUCAAUAUUACAAUGUUCCACAUAAUCACUC
Molecule: messenger RNA, 4566 nt
Organism: Dunckerocampus dactyliophorus (ringed pipefish)
Lineage: Eukaryota; Metazoa; Chordata; Actinopteri; Syngnathiformes; Syngnathidae
Gene: mboat7
Product: membrane bound O-acyltransferase domain containing 7
Exons: 9
Coding region: 2107-3507 (466 amino acids)
Biological process (GO): phosphatidylinositol biosynthetic process; lipid modification
Cellular component (GO): mitochondria-associated endoplasmic reticulum membrane contact site; membrane
Molecular function (GO): lysophospholipid acyltransferase activity
Source: RefSeq, a predicted model, not a curated record